Molecule: messenger RNA, 1641 nt
Organism: Guyanagaster necrorhizus
Lineage: Eukaryota; Fungi; Basidiomycota; Agaricomycetes; Agaricales; Physalacriaceae
Exons: 9
Coding region: 1-1641 (546 amino acids)
Molecular function (GO): oxidoreductase activity; FAD binding
Source: RefSeq, a predicted model, not a curated record
AUGCGCUUCCAGGUUGGCGCAGGUCCCUCAGGUCUCGUCCUUGCUCUUUCUCUGAUAAAGAAUGGCGUACCCGUACGAAUUAUCGACAAGGAACGUUCAAAUUACAAAGUCGGUCAGAAAGGCUCCGGCAUCCACCCACGGACCAUGGAACUAUACAAACUCCUAGGCGUUCUCCCCGAUAUCCUAGAGGAGUCCGGGAAGUCGCAUCCUCUCAUAAUGUACGAGCCAGAUGGUGUCAGCAUCAAAGUGCGAAUGCCAAUGUCCGAGGAGUUGGAGAGCACUCCUGAUCGUCCCAUCGUUAACCCUAUUCUCAUCGGCCAGGACGCACACGAACAAGUGCUGCGUAACUAUCUUGCGAAGUUCGGCUGCGUAGUGGAAACCGGGACGGAACUGGUGUCGUUCGAACAAGGCCCUGACCGUGUCACUACCCAUCUCUUGAAAUGGAAUGACGCCAAUGAGCGGGUUCCGGAGACUGUGGAGGUCGCUUGGCUCGUUGGCACAGACGGCGGGCGGAGUACCGUGCGUAAACAGUUGGGGCUCACGUUUAUGGGAGAGACAAAGUCUGCGGAGCGAUGGGUUGUGGGUGAUGUUCAAGUCAUCAACUCACCAUUAGACCAAUCUUACUGGCAUGUAUGGGGAGAUGCUUCUAGCCGAACGGUAUCUCUUCGGCCGUACUUGAAGCCAGGGGACGAUAGAUACUAUGUCAUCGCCGCAGGCCCCGACCUCAAUCGCGAAAAUAUGGCGUCUGGCCGUGAAGGCUUUAUCCAAGAGUUCCGCCAAGUCACCAAACGUAACGAUAUCAACUUUGGCAAGAUGAUCUUCCUUUCCCAGUUCCAAGUUAACAUUCGGAUGGUGAACAAAUUCGGAGUGGGAAGGGUGUUUGUUGCUGGAGAUGCCGCGCAUGUACAUAGUCCUACCGGCGGCCAGGGUAUCAAUACCGGAGUACUAGACGCACACAACCUCGCAUGGAAACUCGCCCUCGUACACAAACGCCUCGCCCCACCCUCUCUCCUCGAGACGUACAACGCCGAACGCCUCCCCGUCGUCGCCGCGAUGCUCGAAUGCACCACCGAGCUCUUCAACAAGACCUUCAAACGCGCCGAGGACAACCACACGGGGUGGUUCCGGGGGUACAUCCUGCGCCAGUUUGGCGUCACGUAUCGCGGGAGCCCGAUCGUCGUCGAUGAGACGAACCCGGGCGACGAGGCGGUGGAUCCCUAUAGGUCGGGCCUCGACGGCCGCGUGCAGGGCGGGGACCGGGCCCCCGAGGCCCCGGGGCUGGUGCGUGCCGACGGCGAAGGCGGGGGUAAGGUUGCGCUGUUUGACAGCUUUGGGCCUGCACACCAUACGGUGCUUGUGUUUUCGGAUGAUGUGAAGAUGCGCGUGGAGGUUCUGGACGCGCUGAGAUCGUAUCCCUCGGCCCUGGUGAAGCCUAUCGUCGUUCUGCCGAGAAACUCUGCUGUUAGAGCGGAGGGUGGUGCUGGUGGUAUGUUGCGGGACGAGGAGGGGUAUGCUUUCAAGCACUAUAAUGUCGAGGAGGGCACGAGUCUUGUGGUGGUGGUGCGGCCUGAUGGGGUGGUUGGGGCGCGUUUGCAUUCUGCGGAGGGACUGAAACUCUACUUCCGGCCUAUCUUGUUGUAG